This is a messenger RNA of Emiliania huxleyi CCMP1516, 219 nucleotides long. RefSeq lists its product as hypothetical. The transcript is spliced from 3 exons. The coding region runs from base 1 to 219 and encodes 72 amino acids. Lineage: Eukaryota; Haptophyta; Isochrysidales; Noelaerhabdaceae. The record is from RefSeq and is a predicted model, not a curated record.
AUGCCGGGCGCGAGCCGUGGCUCCGUGAUUCGGCAGUACACGGAGUGGCUCAUGGCGCCAGAGAGGGCGGAGAUGAGGGCGGAGGCGCGGCGCGAUUUGCGAGGCAAGACGCUGGGUUGCUUCUGCGUGCCGCUCAGCUGCCACGGCCACGUGCUCGCGCGGGUCGCCAACUCUCACAACGACGAGGAGCUGCUCUGCCAGCUGGUUAGAGAGGAGUGA